Messenger RNA from Spizellomyces punctatus DAOM BR117, 1288 nucleotides. RefSeq lists its product as uncharacterized. Gene Ontology annotation, biological process: transmembrane transport. Gene Ontology annotation, cellular component: membrane. The record is from RefSeq and is a predicted model, not a curated record. The coding region runs from base 92 to 1288 and encodes 398 amino acids. The transcript is spliced from 5 exons. NCBI's taxonomy places the organism in Eukaryota, Fungi, Chytridiomycota, Chytridiomycetes, Spizellomycetales, Spizellomycetaceae. Gene Ontology annotation, molecular function: transmembrane transporter activity.
AUCUCGUGCUCUGAUCUGUUGGUUGACCGGAUGGAUCAACACUAUUGGACAAGUUUCUCUCGUAUGCUCCAUUGCGUUCGGUGGAGCAUCCAUGAUCGCGGCAUUUAUUCAAGUAGCGACCGAUGAUAGCAUUAUUUUGGAUUCUCGCCAAAUCUACGGAAUAUGCCUUGUCAUUUUGGUGGUGUACGGACUCAUUAGUGGCCUUGCCACAUCCAUUAUAGCGAGACUGCAAGUGUACUUUGCUACUGUCAACAUACUCUCCUCAAUUGCCAUUGUCAUUGCCCUGGUUGUGACCGCAUCAAACAAAGGCAACGUCGUGCCAGCCAAGACUGCAUUUUUUGAGUUCACAAACAACAUCAGCUGGCUCAACAGCCCCGGCUUUACAUUUCUCAUCUCGACAACAGGUCCACUCUGGUGUUUGACGGGAUACGACAGCGCGGCCCACAUUUCGGAAGAAAGUUCCAAUGCAUCAACUGCCGCUCCCAGAGCCAUCAUAUACGCCGUAUCUGCGAUGGGCGUACUGGGUUGGGCAACAAUGCUCGCAAUCUCUUUCGUUACGACGGACGUGACCAGUGUGGUUAACUCGACUUUGCCUUUGCCCAUGGCCCAAAUACUGUUGGACAACAUGGGAAAAAAGGGAAUGCUGGCCGCUUGGUUCUUUGUAACUUUGACACAGAUCGUUGGUGGUAUUCCUCAGUGCAUUGACGCAUCGCGAGCAGUAUACGCAUUCUCCCGAGAUGGCGCUCUUCCCCUGUCUCGCUACUGGCGCCGCCUGAAUCCGAAAACUCUCACACCGAUCCAUGCUGUGUGGUUUGUCGUCUUCAGCUCCGCCGUGUUGGGGCUUCUUGCCCUCGUUAACUUGACAGCGGUUGAAGCCAUCUUCAACUGUGCUGCACUGGCAUUGUACAUUUCGUACGCCAUUCCAAUUUUGAUGCGGAUAACAUACGGCCGAAAGACUUUCCAGCCGGGACCAUUCUCACUUGGAUCUUUCAGUGUUCCUAUUGGCACCGUUGCAUGCUGUUUUGUCCUUGUUCAGAUCCCUGUGCAGCUAUUCCCGCUAGGACCGGUUACAAACCCUCUGGACAUGAACUACGCUGUGGUCGUGCUAGGCACUAUUCUCAUUGGUUCCUUGGGCUGGUUUUUCCUGGGUGCCCGUAGAUGGUUUCAAGGUCCUCGUCUUACAAUCUUGGAAGGAUCUUCCACAGCAAUGGAAAUAAAUUGCGACAAUGAAAAGAUUAGAAAGGAGAUGGAGAAUGAAAUAACGUGGACUGCUGGGCAAGCCGUAUAA